Molecule: messenger RNA, 663 nt
Organism: Closterium sp. Naga37s-1
Lineage: Eukaryota; Viridiplantae; Streptophyta; Zygnematophyceae; Desmidiales; Closteriaceae
Source: the annotation of a GenBank genome assembly
AUGGCCGACCGAGCUAACAAGCAGACCUCCCGCCUUGUCGCGGUCGCCGUUCUCACAUGGCCGCUAGCGCAAGAGGCGUCGGCGGCGGAGGCGGAAGGGGGAAGCGGGGGGCCUGAUAUCACGGGCGAUGGGCAUCGCGCGGGUUAUGACUGGCGCCGCGCCGCUGCUGGCGGGGACCGCAGCGGCGGCGGGCGCGCGGGCGCGUGGGCGGCGUUCCUGGUGUGGGGCUUCGCGUUCGUGGCGGCGGGGCUUCUAGUCGCCGUCGGUAUCUUCUGCCUGGUAACCCUCUCGGACCUCCAGCACGACUACAUCAAUCCACACGACAGUGCGGCGUCCAUCAACCGCUUCCUGCUGCCCGACAUGCUCGCACACGCUGCUGUCGCGCUGCUGCUGCUGCUCUUCCCGCCCUCCCUGCUCGGCCUUGUUCUCUUUGCUCUCAACGUGCCCUUGCUGCUCUUCCACGCGCGAUGUCUUCUAGCCGGCUCCUACACUGUGGACGUGACAGAAGUUUUUGUGCAGCUGCCCGAGCUGCGCAGACUGUGGCAGAAAAAGGUGGCCCUGUACUGCAUAAUGGUGCUGCCUGUGGUCUAUAGAUGGGUACUAGCAGCAACGCAUUUGCUGGUGAUCACCUCACAACCAAAGGCUGUGCGCCGCACUGCAUAA